This is a messenger RNA of Kluyveromyces lactis, 3489 nucleotides long. RefSeq names its product transcription factor TFIIIC subunit TFC3 (gene TFC3). The coding region runs from base 1 to 3489 and encodes 1162 amino acids. The record is from RefSeq and is a predicted model, not a curated record. The transcript has a single exon. Gene Ontology annotation, cellular component: transcription factor TFIIIC complex. Gene Ontology annotation, biological process: 5S class rRNA transcription by RNA polymerase III; transcription initiation at RNA polymerase III promoter. Gene Ontology annotation, molecular function: DNA binding. Lineage: Eukaryota; Fungi; Ascomycota; Saccharomycetes; Saccharomycetales; Saccharomycetaceae.
AUGACUGAAACUACUGUUUUAUCACCAGAUGAAUUAGUACAAAAAGUGAUUGAUGAAAUAUCAUUUAGGAAAGGACGGAUUUCUCUGAAUGAGCUCUGGGAUUAUGCUUCAGAAUACGUUGAUUUGAAUGAUGACAAUAUGAAAGGCUAUACACUAAGCAAUGUUUUAGCGCAUCCUGAUACGAUCUUGUUAUUAUCAGGAAAGAUCGUCAACAAAAGUUCGAUGCAGUACGAAGAUGUAGUAAAGAAUGCAGAUUCUGUGCAAAUUGGAAUUACAGAUGAUAGGUUAUGGUUGACCUUAACUGGUCAUACGAAGAAAGAGGCCUCCGUUGUUGGUCUCGCAUUUGAUUUGUUACUUGAAGUUGCAGCAUCUAAGGAUAAAGGUAUCAAUACUAUGGAGCUAGCCAAGAACACAGGGCAAGAUCCCAGAAGUGUAACGGGCAGGAUCAAAAAGUUUUCGCAUUUAGUAACAAUGAACCAGCUGGUGUAUAAGGGUCAUUUAGUAAAAUCGUUAACGUUAAACCGCUUCGUUACUGAAAAACAGAAGAAACCAUACGUCAACAUCAAACAACAUUUGUCUGAGAUCGUACAGGUUGUAAAGAACUCCAAAAAUGGCGUCCGCCAAGUGAUCGAUUUGAAAAGAGAAAUGGGGUUCGAUAAAGAGAAAAGAUUGUCCAAAGCUUUCACAUCUGCUAUUUCUUGGUUAGAUCAACAAGGUUACUUGAAGAAAGUUAUCGUUAUAUCGCCUGCAAACCCCUCAAUAAAGAUACGAUGCGUCCAGUUCGUAAAAUCCUAUUUUCCAGAAGAAGUUACUGGAAACAAUGAGUUCGAAGAUGAAAGCGCUGAUGAAGACGAGAACGAAGGUGAUGGAGAUGAAGGUGGUACGGGUAACGAUGAUGUUGAAAAGACGUCGUUGGAUGAAGAGGAGUUAAUGGAAGGCUUUGACAAAGUCAAUGCCACGAAUAUACUACAAGAUUCAAAUUUGGUAAUACAAGAAGCUCCAUCUGAGAAAAAAGAAGUUACCAUCAAUAGAUUCUACCCGCUACAAACACAAAUAUAUUCCAUGGCUGAUAAAGCUGGGUUGACGGGUAUUUCUACCUUGGACCUAAUAUCUAAAUUUGUGGGACCAGAUUAUAAAAGAUGUUUUUCUAAGAACACUGAGUAUUUCAUUGAGGGGACAAGCCAGAAAUCAUCCAAGUCCUUUUCAGAUAAUGAUAUCGGAUUGGUUAAAAUAUAUGAUUUUGAAGGAAAGAAGAAAUUCCAUCGGAUAUUCACUAAGAAGAACUUCGCCAGAUUGACUGAUCAAGAGGCUGGAAGCAGACAUAAGAGUUUGCCCGAAAUCGAAGAACAACCUCACACGUUAGAAGAGUUAAGUAAAAUGAAUUUUGUACCACUCAAUGCUUCGUUGAGGUACAUGAAUGACGGAGAUAAGGACGUUUUCUUUUGGCACGGUGAAUUGGAUAUUCCUGCGAGCACCAAAACGUCAGUACGAGGAAGAAAGAGAAUAACGUUACCAGAUGCCGCUGCGAAACCCAAGCGUAUUAAGGUUGCUAACCCUACAGUCGACAUGAAAAUUGAACAUGAUGAGCCGCAAAUCGCAAGAAAUGGUACUAGCAUUACCGUUAAUGGUUUUACUGGUAGUUCUUUGAAGUCAAUCCAGAGACAGAAGGCCUUGCUUACAGUUUUAAAGAAUAGUGGUGGAGUUCGUUUCAUUGGUGAUAAAUUCUAUGACUCGAUAUCAAAAAGCAUGGGGACCGACAUGAUCUUGGAUAAAAAAACUUUGAAGAAAGAGUCAGAGAUCUUGGCGGAGUCUGGAAAACUAAAAAUUGUCGAAGAUCCAAAUACCAGAAGGCGCUUGCUCUGUUUACCUGAAAUUUCGGAUGAAAAGAUAGAGGAGUAUUUAAUAGAUUCAAAAGAUACCAGAGGAAAGUUCAAUACUGAAGUGGUUUGCAAGGAGGAUAUCUAUUUCUUCGAUCAGACUGAAAAAGAUAGGUUCCACAGAUCUGCCAAAGCAGCUAAGCGAAUCAAGGAAUUCGAACGUAAAAAUAAAAAGGGUCAAUCUUCAACAGCUGUUGAUGUAUCUAUAGAACCAGCUUUAGCCCCUAAGAAGCUCAGAAAAAGAACAACUGCUGCCAAAAAGGGUGCUUCCACCAAAGAAGCCAAGCCUUCCUCCAAAUCCAAAUCUAAAAAGACGGAGAUUCCUAGCAACAUUCGUACCACUUUCCAUUCUGGAACCAAGGAGGGCAUCACUGCAUUGGUUUAUGCUGUGGCUAUCACUAAAAGCAUUAAGGGACAAAUAGCUUGGGAUGAAAUAACGAAACUUUUCCCUCAUAAUGCUAUUGAAAAUUUGAAGAAACAGUGGAGGGUUAAAAGAGUUAGAAUGGGAGAAUCUGGGUGGAGAGCCUUAAUGGAAAAAUGGCGUAAAAUAAUGGUGGAAGCCAUCAAGGAUGAAAGAGCAACACUUGCUGAUGCGGAACAGUUGAAUUUAGUGAAGUUGGUCGACCUCUGGCUAAGUGUGGAAAAGGAUUCCACUCACACCGUCAAACUAUACAAAGAAUACUCCGUUAAUCGGGCAAAAUAUACAUUCGUGCCAUUGACUAACAAAAGUAAAACAGAAACUAAGGGAAAAGGUAUUGCAAUGUCUUCAAUGAUUCAACGUGAAUGUUUCCUUUUAAACAAGAAGUAUUCUUACCAAGAGUCAGUCCAACCCAAGAGUAAAUCUGUCGAAGAUGAAAUUAAAACAGUUGUUAGAUCAAUGCUGUUCGACAAAACAUUGGUAGAAGCUGGUGAAGUUGAUAUUUUGCAACAAUUUAACCACGAACAAGUGGAUAAAGUCAUCUUGGACAUGGCUAAAGAAAGACUCGUUACAUUCGUAGAUUCUUCGAAGUUACAGUUGACAGAUAAGAUAUAUGACGUUUUGAAGUAUCUUGGUGACCCAUCUUUCUUGGAAAACUCUUCAGCUUUUAGAAAGACGCUAAUUGAAUUGUUCAACAAUAAAAACACUUUAGUGCUCAGUGAAGAACCUCAACGUCAUAUUCCAUGCGUGUUACUUGACGUGAUUGAUAAUUUCAAUAUCAAGAGCGCAGUGGUUCCGUUGGAAGUGCAGCACAAAAAAAUGUACUACACAACACGACAAUACGAAGUCCGUGCACUUACACCUCCGUUGGUGUUUUAUAGCGUCGAUACAAUUAAAGAGAAGAAGGUGAAGAAAGUAAACAUUCCAGUCAAUAAACCAUUUUCUCGUCUAUGGAUAAACGGAAAUUCUGAAAUACGUCCAUCGGUGUGGAAAUCAGUCAUUAGUAUACUACUAAAGGAGAUACUUUUCAAUCCUGGGAUCACUGAAAGUGUAAUAUCAAAUAGAUACGCCACAUUAUUAUCUUCUGAAGAAGUUUCCGAGGUCGUAAAAUGGUUAUCAAAUACUCAAAGGAUAUCUGCAAUUGAUUAUGGAGGAUAUACAGUAUGCGAUGGUUGGUACUUCGCAUUGGGUUAA